GGGAGCGGGGCCGGGGCGGCCCCCGCGGCACCCCCCCUGCCGAGGGGCAGCGUCCGGCCGGAGCCCCGCGGUGGCGGGCGGCAGCGGCAGCCCCUGGCCGCGCUCUCUCCGGGCGGUGGGGCUGCGGAACGUGCCCUGCCUGCCCCGCCGGGUGUCGCCCCUUCUGCCUGCGUGUCCUCGGAGCGGAGCUCGGUCCGUGGGAGUUUAGAUUACUGCUGAUUUGAUCCUCUGGAAUCUGCAAAAGGAAAGCCUGCCAGCCUCUGUGGAUAGCUUUGCAGUGUAACAGGAGUGGAGUCCCCGAGCAGAAUCCCUGAGAGAUGUGUGAACAAGCGUGAGCAAAGCUGAGCACCUUGGUAUUUCUGCCUCAAACCUGGGCUCGUUCCCCAGGCACGGUUUGCACGGGGUGUAAUACCCUCCUGAUACCUGGAGAUGAUGUCGGUUGAAGGGUCUACAAUAACAAGUCGGAUCAAAAACCUGCUUCGCUCCCCAUCCAUUAAGCUGAGAAGAAGCAAGCCUGGGAACAAGCGUGAAGAUAUCGGCAGUAAGGUGACCUUGGAGAAGGUGUUGGGGAUAACUGUGUCGGGAGGCAGAGGAUUAGCCUGCGACCCCAGAACUGGCCUCGUUGCUUAUCCAGCAGGGUGUGUUGUUGUGCUGUUCAACCCUAGAAAAAAUAAGCAACACCAUAUUCUGAACAGUUCCAGGAAAACAAUUACAGCACUUGCUUUCUCUCCAGAUGGAAAAUAUUUGGUUACAGGAGAGAGCGGACACAUGCCGGCUGUUCGGGUGUGGGAUGUCGCUGAGAGAACCCAGGUGGCCGAGCUCCAAGAGCACAAGUAUGGGGUGGCCUGUGUGGCAUUCUCGCCCAGCUCCAAGUACAUUGUGUCAGUGGGGUACCAGCAUGACAUGAUUGUCAACGUGUGGUCGUGGAAGAAAAACAUUGUAGUGGCAGCCAACAAAGUCUCGAGUAAAGUGACAGCUGUGUCAUUCUCAGAGGACUGCAGUUACUUUGUCACUGCUGGAAAUCGGCACAUCAAGUUCUGGUACCUGGAUGAUAGCAAAACCUCCAAGGUCAAUGCUACAGUCCCCUUGCUAGGUCGCUCAGGAUUGCUUGGAGAGCUAAGGAACAACUUCUUUGCAGAUGUGGCAUGUGGAAGGGGCAAAAAAGCUGACAGCACCUUCUGUAUCACAUCCUCAGGCCUGCUGUGUGAAUUCAAUGAAAAGAGACUGUUAGACAAAUGGGUGGAGCUGAGGAAUACAGACAGCUUCACAACCACUGUGGCAAACUGCAUCUCCGUGAAUCAUGAUUACAUCUUCUGUGGCUGCGCUGAUGGCACUGUGCGGAUUUUUAACCCUCUGAACCUUCACUUUGUCACCACGCUGCCGAAGCCGCAUUUCUUGGGAACAGACAUCGCAAGUGUGACUGAGGCCAGUCGUCUUUUCUCUGGUAUGGCUGAUGCGAAGUAUCCGGACACAAUUGCUUUGACGUUUGACCCCACCAACCAGUGGCUCUCCUGUGUGUACAAUGACCACAGCCUGUAUGUGUGGGAUGUCAAAGACCCGAAGAAAGUGGGCAAGGUGUACUCUGCUUUGUACCACUCUUCCUGCGUGUGGAACGUUGAGAUGUAUCCAGAGGUGAAGGACAACAAUCAGUCAUGCCUCCCCCCUGGUUCUUUCAUCACCUGCUCCUCUGACAACACCAUUCGCCUGUGGAACACUGAGAGCUCCAACAUUCAUGGCACAGCACUGCACCGCAACAUCCUCAGCAAUGACUUGAUGAAAAUCAUCUAUGUAGAUGACAACACUCAGGUACUUCUGGACACAGAUUACAACUCAGGAGGAAGUGCAGACAAAGCUGACACACAAGUGAUGGAUACAAAGGUGGGGAUACGCACUGUCUGCGUGAGUCCCAGUGGGGAGCACCUGGCCUCAGGGGACAGGAUAGGCACUCUCAGGAUAUAUGAGUUGCAGUCUCUGCAGGAAAUGCUGAAGGUGGAAGCCCAUGACUCUGAGAUCCUAUGUCUGGAGUACUCCAAACCUGACACAGGGUUAAAGCUCUUAGCUUCAGCCAGUCGGGAUAGAUUGAUUCAUGUCUUGGAUGCUGGAAAGGACUACAGUCUGCAGCAGACCCUGGAUGAACAUUCUUCUUCCAUCACUGCUGUGAAGUUUGCAGCCAAUGAUGGGAAAGUGAGAAUGAUAAGCUGUGGAGCGGACAAGAGCAUCUAUUUCCGCACUGCGCAGAAGACAGGAGAAGGAGUUCAGUUUACCCGAACACAUCACAUUGUUAGGAAGACCACUCUGUAUGACAUGGAUGUGGAUCCCAGCUGGAAAUAUGCAGCUAUUGGUUGCCAGGAUCGUAAUAUCAGGGUUUUCAACAUAAGCAGUGGAAAGCAGAAGAAGCUUUACAAGGGAUCCCAAGGUGAAGAUGGCACCCUCAUCAAAGUGCAAACUGAUCCCUCUGGGCUUUAUAUUGCAACCAGUUGUUCUGACAAGAACCUCUCCAUCUUUGAUUUCUAUUCUGGCGAGUGUGUUGCAACCAUGUAUGGGCACUCAGAAAUUGUAACUGGGAUGAAAUUCAGUAAUGACUGCAAACAUCUGAUCUCUGUUUCUGGUGACAGCUGCAUCUUCAUCUGGCGUCUGAGCUCAGAAAUGACCAUCAACAUGCGGCAGCGACUAUCUGACAUGAAACAGAGAGGAAAGCAGGCAGAAAAGUCUCCACCACACAAGACAGCUGGACUCAUGAGGCACGAGUCCAUCUCUGCCCUAUCCUCUGUGCCUGCACUUUCAUCAGACAGCGACAAGGAUGGUGAAGAUGAAGGGAAUGAUGAAGACGAGUUAAGUGGGCUGCAAUCUUUCCAUAUUCAGUCCAACUGCAACACUGAGAGAGACUCAGAUCCAGACCUUACCCUCUCAAGAAGCCUUUCCCAUUGGGAAAUGAGGAGGGCCAAGGAGAUAGCAGCAAUCCAGCGUUCGGAGGCACCAAUGAGCAAGAUGCCCCGGCAACGUGGGCGCUGGUCCCAGCCAACCAGCAACAUAGAGAUGACUGUGAAAUCUAUGCUUGACUUACGUCAGCUGGAGUCCUUCUCUGUUUCCCGAUCUCCAAGUCGAGAUUCGCUGUCUCAAAACAGCAAUGGGGAUGAUAGAGAAGAACAGGCAGAUCUACCUGUGCACAUCAACAAAGUUGGAAGCUCAAUAGCUCCCCAAGACAACCGGUCUUGUGUGCGGCCCCAGAUGAUUCGGCUCGUGUCUUGUGAAGAGGGGAUUUUCUCUCAGGAACUGGAACCAUCUGAAAGUGAGGAGUGUGUAAUCUACCCUGAGCAAGACGAAAUCCAUCCCACAGACCCUAACAGUGAGUUCCAGGUAAAAGCAUUGCCCCAUGGGAAGCUAAAUAGAAAUUAUCACAGCAAUGGAUGCCCAGACAAACACAGUCCUGAUAGUGCCUGCUCUGUAGAUUACAGCAGCAGUCGUCUGUCCAGCCCAGACCAUCCAAAUGAAGAUUCUGAAAGCACUGAGCCCCUAAGUGUAGAUGGCAUCUCAGACCUGGAGGGAGAGGAAGGAGAGGAGGAUGUGGGUACCAGCAUUCCAGAGGGAGAAAUUCCUCAGAUACCUGAUCAGGAAAAGUUCCUUAAGCAGCAUUUUGGGACCCUGGGCAGCACUGAUGGAAAAGGUGGUUCAUGUAGGAGUCUGGAAAGAACUGAAAACCUCAGCAUUUCCUCUCGCUUUCUUUCCCAGUCCCCGGCUCUCAGACGCUUGUCACUCUCUUCAUCGAAUCUGAUAUUGGAUUCAAAGCCCGUUGCACCUCCAACCCAGACCAAUGGAUUUACUCCAGACCUGUUGAAAAAUGGCGGCAGCCAUCCUGGUGAUGCUUUGGAGAACAGCCACCUCCUGGAGAGUAUAAAUUCACACCGGGCUGUUUAUGUCCAGAAAAAACGCAAAUCAGCUUCGGAGGCCGGCAGAGCUGGUAUGGCUCCUGGACGGGUUAUUGCAUCCUUUCCAGAAGGCCCUGUGAAUGCAGUGAUGAGAAAGGCACAGUCGGUUCACGACCUUGUUCAUGAGGAUAAGGGUCCUGGAGUGAUACCUUCUGCCAAGCAGCGUCCUCAGACUCUGAUGGUGGUUGAGAAGGAUACCAGACCUAACAAUUGCAGGGUGUUAUCAGCCAGUCUCUUGAAGAUGGAUGGAUCUGGUGCUCUGCUGGCCAAAGAUGUCCGGACUGCAAAACCAAAGUCCUACAUGAACCCCACAACCAGCUUUCGGGCUAAGAUGUCAAGGAGCAUAUCUGUAGGGGAAAAUCUGUACCUUGGUUACUCCACUGAAAUGUCGACUGAUGGGAGGACAAGUCCUCCGGUGCCAGAGAAGACACAGCUCAGUCCCACAACAGAUGCUGAGAAGAUUAAGUUACCAGUGAAAGAAAAUGUUCCAGUGAAGCCAGCGCUUCAGCCAGUUGUAAACUGCUCAUCUCCCAAGUCCUUCCACAGCAAGUUGGCAUCAUCAAACCGAGCACACCUGAUUCUUGACAUUCCUAAGCCAUUGCCUGAUAGACCCACACUGGCCUCCUUCUCACCCACUACCAAAACCAAAACCCUGCUUGAGCCACAGUCUCCGCAGUCACCUGCUGGGGCCUGUAAAAAGAAACCCUCUUUUCCUGAGGUCCGAACCUCCAAAAGGGAGAAUCAAACCUCUGGGUCUCUGGUUCCUGGUAGAGAGAACUCAGCAGGACUUGUUAAGGAGAGCCCAAUGGAGAGUCCAGUCUCAAGGACAGGUUGCCAAGAUGAGCCAGGGGUCACAAACCUAAAACUGAGGGAGUUUUCAGAGGUCCGGCACCUAAAGUCUCCUGAAAGCACGCUGCCCAGGUGCAGGGAGAGGAUCACCAGCAUCGCCUGUGUGCUAGACAACCAACCCGGACUUUGCCCACUAGACCCCAUCAGGCCGAGGUCUCCUACAUCUGUAACUGCCUCGGCACAGGUCUCAGAAUCGUGCAUCAGCGUAGAGCAGUGCGAGCAUGUGGUAUCAGAGCUCCAGGACAGCAUGCGCAAAGCCAUUCAUCUUUACCGCAUGGUGUUAAAUGAUACAGAGUCUUCUACUGACAAAGAUAAAAUAGCAGGCCUCCUGACAGAAGCAUUCUCCUUAAUGAAGAAAGAAUUGGAUUCCCUGAAGGAUGAGGAAGAGCUUCCAAAGGUUACGGAGGUACUGGCACAGUCUCAAGAUACCGCUAGGCCACUAAAUGAUGGAUCUGGUGCCAAUCUACCAAGUCCCAAGAGUCUGGGAGAUGAGCAGACACUAGCUUUGCUGGAACAGUACUCAGAGCUAUUGCUACAAGCUGUGGAACGACGCAUGGACAAAAAACUUUAAAAGCAGUGUCUUUCAGGUGCUUGUGAAUACACAGAAAUAAUCCCAAGAGAAGGACCACAGAGAGAUCUUCAGAUUGAUGUGAUCAUCGUGCUGGUCUAGAGCUGGUGGGGUGACCUUUAGAAAUUGAUUUCCUCAGGCCCCUACAACUGACUUGCUCUAAUUCUUAGCAAUGUGCUGGCCACAAUUUUAAUAUUUUUUCCCAAUUGUCUUCAAAUUCCUGUCUCUAGACAAAGUUUUGAAAGAGGAGUUUGGAGAAAUUGCCUGGAAAUUUCUCCAUAGCCAGGAGAUCAGGAUGUUUGGCACCUAAAGAAACAAAGAAAAUCCCGUUUAUCCAAGCAAAUCUGAACUGCUGACUAAAUACAAAGGAGUUCCAGUGAAGCCAAUCCCUUCUUCUCCAAGGCUUCAGGAGAAUCAAGAAGCAGACUUUUUAUGGGUUUAUUUAUUAAUUUAUUAUUUUCUGACUGUUACUCUAUGUCACAUUUGUGACUAUUAUCUUUAUUCUUUAACAAAAAAUGUCAAUCCCUUGCCAUAUCCCCGCGAGACACAAUCUCUGUAUUAUAAAUCCCCAACAGGGAGACAGGCUGGAGUGUCUGUGCAAUUAAUGAACUGUUUCUGCUUAGAUCUUGUCUUGCUGUUCUUUCUUUUCGUGCCAUAGUUUGUUACCUAGAGUAAUCUUAUUGUUGUCUUGACUACUCUGUCUGCUUUUCUCUUGUUUCACAAGACAGUCCCCAUACUGUAUUUUUAUCUGUGUUCACCUCCAGGGGUAAGACUUUGCAACCCUUGGACCAAGCUUUGGAGUUUGCUUAAUGAAAUCAGUAGUGAUAUUUUUAAUCUGGAAUUUGACAUUAUGUUGAUAUUCAUGUACUGCAGCCUUUUUUUUCCUGACACCAUUUUAAAAAGAUUUAAAUACAAAUAUGAAAGUUCAUUUCAGCCAGCUUUCAUAAUUAGGAAUUGGAUAUCAACUUUAAUGUUAUCAUGACUGGGAAAUUUGGGGUUAUGAUUUAUUUGCUGAGAAGUGAUGUUGAAAAGCUGGUUUCCAUCUCAUACAGUGUAACUGUGGAUUUGAGAGAUCUUCAGUGCAACUGCUCAUCCAUAUCAUUUGUUGAUUUCACUGUCUUGAUGGAAAAAUGUUUUCUUGCUUGACAGGAAAACAAUACUUACAUCCCAAGAAAACUGGGAUUCUCUUUCCUUUUGUAAAUCUAUUUCACCUACCUGCAGAAAAUGGUUUCUCUAGAACUUUGAACUAAGAUAUUUUUGAAUGUGUUUUCUACCAUUCCCCUACCCCCUCCCCCAAACUCUUUUCAUUAAUCUCUUGACUGAAACAGAAAAUCUUCUUUGCAUUUGUGUGUGCAAUUCUCUUCUCACCCCGUGGAGCUUCUCUAAACCUAUGCUGACCUGUGUUUGUUAUGGCUUAAAAAUGUCCAGUGAUACUUUACUAGUCAAUGAUAAGCUAAGAAAAACAAAACAAAACAUUAAAACCAAUAAAAACUCUUCAGCACCUUCCCCCUUAUUCCCACUCCUUUUCACAACAGAGGCAGAUGCACAAAAUGCUUUAUUUCUUCCUCCAUCUUCAGACUUGUAUUUAUUUUAAGGCAGAGUAGUGUAAUCCCAUUUUAUAAAACUAAUGCAAGAAGCAGCUUCCAAGUGGGUGAGAGAAUGCCAGCAUCUGGAAGUCACUAAAGGUAGCCAGUCACUUUGUUCCAUAGGUUAAAGGCCUGAAGCAAUCUUCUUUUGUUUUACUGUCCUGGUUGGCAUCUCUUGGAAAUCCUGUGGCUCUCUGAAAUGCACUCUGUUGUCUUGCUUUGUUUUAUGUCCUUUCUGUGACUGGGGAUCUGCAUUGCAGCCUUUUUCUACUGGGACAGCCAGACUGGUGACCUAUUUCUUCAAUAUACUCUAGGGAUGAAUUAUCUGCAGUUCUCGCUCUCCCCCUAACAGGUUUCUGGCUGAUCACCACUGCUGAAUGCUUCAGGACAUGGCAGCAUGGCAAGCACUUUCAGGGCUUUCCAGCUUUUUCUGCCUGUUACGUAGAUCUGCUUCAUCAAAUGUUUCAGGUGUCCUUGCUAACCUUUCCUUCCAUGGGCUUGUACUGAAACUUUAAAAGUGUUGUCUUCUAGUCCUGUCUCAGCAUUGCGCUCUUCCGAAUUGGUUGUGCAAGAGAGGUUUGAAAAGACAAGUUGAAAAGUAGAGGAAAUUUCUGGCAGUUUCCUUGAGUGAAAAGUUGUGCUGGAGAGGCUGUGAGUGGAAUGUCUGGUGGCAGUUGUGGGUCUGUGAUGGAGUUAGUGUGGGCCAAGCUUGCUUUUAAGGUGAUUAGUUCCUCCACUUUCAGACUGUGAACAUGUAUGUCCUAGUAUACAAGAAAUUUCUUGCUGUACUGGGGCCACAAGACACUCAGGUAAAAUAGCAGUCCCUUCAACCCAGGUAUCUUUUGGUACUGAAGAUAAUGGUUUGAGGGUCCUUUAUAUUACUUCCUUGUGCAAUUUUAUUCCAUUUUAUUAUUUCUACUAUGAGGUAGUGACAAAAAGGGUCAGAGAGAGCCAGAAUGAAAUUCACAUCGAGGCACAGAGCAACAACCAGUGAAGCUGGCAUAGAGAUACAAAACAAAGCUCCUUGGAAAUGAGACGUGGAGCAAAUUUGAUUUUUAAGCUGAUCAAAGUGGGUUUUGUUUCCUGGAGUGGAUUUUGCUUGGGGGUUAUGGCUGCAUGCAGGAAACCAGAGGUAAAUUAUUCAGAAUGAUGAUGAAAGUGUUGGGCAAGUAGAUCAGCUGGAGGAUGAUUGUAUAGUUUAAAUUAGAAUAGUAUGUGUAGGACAUUCAGGAAAACAAAGUAGAGGUAGAGAGUCUUGGCCUGAGGAACAUCAUUUGGCCAAUAACCAUGAGACAUAGUACAGAAAGGCUUCAGGAAAGUAGAUUUAGGACUGAGGUGGUGAUCAGUAAGAAUGAGUUGAAAGAUGUUUUUUUAAAGAUGUCCUAUUGGGCCUCUUGUUUCUUUGCUUGCUGUCCUUUAAGCAACUGCAUAUUAAAAGGCAAAAUUGUCAGCUGCUUGUCCAAGGUUUGGUAGUUAAGAACUGAGUGGUGGAAGUCCUGUAAAGGAGAUGCUAGUGCCACAAGUUUGUUGCUUAGAGGCGUGAUGAGAUAGUACUGCUGUUUGAGACUGAUGCAACUGACUCUUCCCUGGUAACUUCCUAUUGCUGGCAGUAGGAAAUAUCCCUAAAAAUUCUAGUUUACAGCAAAAAGAGAGCAUAAAUGUGUUACAUUUUGUUGCACCUUGUGAGUAUGGUUCACUACAGGCUGUCCAUUAGGCCAAGUAGAGAAAAACUGAAUGGUAGUUGCCUGGGAAGUGAAAAGGGAGGAGGUAAUAAACUUGAGUCUAUCCCUCUUACUGAUUUGGGAUCCCUCUUACUGGUUUGUGUGGGUGUUAGCACAGGUACAACCAGACACCUGUAUUAAACCAAGUUAUUUGUUUAACAUAGUCUGUAAAAAAAGAAAAAAUUUAGAUCUACCUGUUCUCCUUACAUACGUUUUAUCCCUUAUACCCAACAUUCCUGGUCAAAAUGAGAACAGUGUUGUGUUCCCCCCCGGCCCCAUCUUCAUAGUAAAUAGUGUCACUUUGCCUGCGAGACCCCUUGCUUCGUUCUUAGGCCCUCUGAAGUGGUGCAGGAGGAAGCGCAGCAAACUCCGUGUCAUUCCUGCCGCGGGUCGCUGAGGCCUUCCUUUCCCUCAGUAGCACCCAGAUGAUGUAUGGUGUUUGUGCGUUUCCUCCACCUCCUCUCUCAGGUUGUCUUCUCCUUUCUGUCAGCUCUCCCAGGUGAUGGUUGGGGUAGGCCUUAGAGCAUCCUCACCAAAAUCCCCCAUUUUGGAGAAUUCAUCACACCUCAGAGAACUGGGGUGUUUCCCUACAGGAGUAGAAAUAUACAAACUUAAUUUUUUUAAAGAAAGGAUAUGUAUAUAAUUAUAUAUAAGGAAAAAAUACAGGUAUUUAAACACCAUUGGUAGAAGUCAUGCAUGUAUAUGGUGUCAUCUCCCCACCGUCCCCAGAUGUGCAACAUCCAGGAUACUAAAUCAUAAAAACCUCAAGAAAAUAAUAGAAGCAGGUCUUGUGCGGCCCCUGAGCGAGCAGGCUGUUCUGUGGGGUAAGACAAGCACGCCCCGUGUUUCAGACUGAGUGUUGUAGAGAACAGCGGGCACAGGGCUCUGUGUUCAUGUAGGUGACCUGCUGUACCCAUGGAGGGGGAAAUGCGCGGGCAGCAACUUUAGGAAUAAGCCAUGUCCACCCCGCAUGUCUUGUGUAUGCCCUAGGCACCGGACAGCUCUACCUGUGGUCUUCAACACUACCCUUCUCCUUCAGUGGUUUAAAUAAAAACAAAAGCCCAACCCUCUUGCUUUAUUUAUAAAUGUGUUUUUAUACUUUUGCCUCCAAGUAAAAUAAUCCUUUAAAAUGUCUUUUCUUUAAUUUGAAAAAAUAAAAAGUUGUUUGGUUUUUCUUCUUCUUUUUCUUUUUUUUUUUUUUUUUUUUUUUUUUUUUUUUUUGCACUGUGAGGCUCCCCCCCCGUGCGGGAGCUGUUUUUAACUCUGUAUUCAUUUGUACUCCGUGUCUUAAACUGUUUCAAUAAAAAUGUGAUCAUUUGGUACA
Molecule: messenger RNA, 9974 nt
Organism: Cygnus olor (mute swan)
Lineage: Eukaryota; Metazoa; Chordata; Aves; Anseriformes; Anatidae
Gene: MAPKBP1
Product: mitogen-activated protein kinase binding protein 1
Exons: 32
Coding region: 430-5346 (1638 amino acids)
Molecular function (GO): protein binding
Source: RefSeq, a predicted model, not a curated record